Messenger RNA from Spizellomyces punctatus DAOM BR117, 1741 nucleotides. RefSeq lists its product as uncharacterized. The coding region runs from base 241 to 942 and encodes 233 amino acids. The record is from RefSeq and is a predicted model, not a curated record. The transcript has a single exon. NCBI's taxonomy places the organism in Eukaryota, Fungi, Chytridiomycota, Chytridiomycetes, Spizellomycetales, Spizellomycetaceae.
ACCAGAACAUCACCCAAGCCCACAUCCUAUCACACAACUAUGACCCCCGCAACAAAACGGAAAACCAGGAACCUUCGAAGACGUCAGGUGCCGAAGUGAUUCUUACCUUCUUUGACUCAUCGCCACGUUGCAAACGGCGCAUGUGUGUUCGACAAUUUCCUUCCUGGAGGUUACUCAGUUUGGGCGUCAAACCAAGCACGGAUGGCUGGGGCAGGUUUAUUGGAACUUGCAGGGAGGUGAAUGCAUUCUCUGCAGUUGUUGUCGUCUUGCAGCUCUUGCACUUGGAUAUAUGCUCGGUGUUUGCUGCAUAUCAAGGUCUUCAACGUCUCGGACUGCACGACCAGGUCCUGCAUGAGGUCAUGCGAAUCAUGGUCUUGGUCUUUCCCCUACUCCUUGUUGCUGCAGCAAAGCCCUGCGCAAGUCCUCCACAUUCAGGUUCUUCGCCAUGCGCCGCUCCAUGUUCAGCUUUUUCGGCGCCGUGUCGAUCACGUUCUUCGACGUACUUUGUUCACCCAAAAUCCUCGUGAUCGAAUCAACUGCCAACAUGCACUGAAUUGGAGCCCCCAUGUAGCAGGUCUGUCCGAGGUUGGGGACUCCUGUUGGGCCGACCCAUCUGAGGUAGCGAGUCGAUGCCGACACCGAUGGCUGGAUGUCUUCAAUCGCCCUUUCCUUAUACCAAAAGCUGUAAUAUGGACGAUGAUCUUCGGCGAAGGCGGCCCAGAAGAACCCUCCCAAGUGAUCUUCCAGUUUCAAGAGGCUUUGCAGCCUCUUGGAUACCGGUGGAUUAGCCAUCUCUCAGUACGGGACAUUGAUCAUCUCAUAGCGGGCCAUGAGAGCACCGGUCGGAUCAAGCCAUCGUCGCUCCACAAGAACAGGUUCGUGCGCGAGAAUGCACUUGAUCGCCUCCUUCACGUUGUGGUAGACGAUGUAGUGGUUCUUUGAAUUCGCGGCAAGAUGGGCUGUUCUUCCUGCUUGACAUCCGCUCUUGAGCUCCAGAUAGCGUGACUUCAGAGUGGCAGCGGCGGAAAAGAGGAGUGCUCCACGGUUGGCCAGAAUUUGCAUCGAUGACGGAGUGUCAGUCAAUUCUCGCCAGUCUUCUUGUCUAGCCAAACCCAGUAUUAGUGCGAUUUGGGUGAACUGUGAAGCGUCGGUGUCCUUGUCCAAAACCGGUAGACGCUCUCCGGUGCUUGGAGGGAUCUUCGCUAUCAUCGUCAUCUUCUGAACAAAGUCGUAUAGAACGCUCAAUGGAAUUACUGUACGAAAUGUUCCAUCGGGUCGCUCCAAUGCAAAAUCAAGAAUCUUCCUAUCGGUGACGAUGACGCGGGUAGCAUCGGCGGCGGAUCUCCAAUACAAAAUCAGAGGACGCUGAUUCGGUGUCGACUACCGAGCUAGAAGCUGCGGCGUAUUUCCUCAAGUGACCUGUUAUACAAGUCCCGGAAGAACGAAAUCGUUGAACACACCUGCGCCGUUUGCAACUGCAGAGAUGCGUCGAAGAAGUUUGAGAAUCACUUCGGCACCUGACGUCUUCGUCCUGCAAGAGUCCCGUUUUGUUGCGGGGGUCAUAGUUGUGUGAUUGGAUGUGGGCUUGGGUGAUGUUCUGGUGUUCUCAUUUUGUUGCGGGGUGUAAUCUAGUCGGCUUGCAAACACACUUGUAUAGCUGUUCCUUUCUAAUAUCAUAAACUGGCACUGAUUAUCUUCCCGUUCAUUUCAUCUUUUCUCUUUGGUUUCUUCAAUGGUUCGG